AUGGCUAGCACAACUCUGCGGGUGCUAACGCUGCAGUCUCUGCAAGCAGCCGGAUCGCAGCUCAGUAUACGUUACAGCUAUGGAAAACACCGAUUUUCUCUCUCCUACUGGUACGACUUCGACCUCGAGCCUUUGGACGGAAUUUACGGGAGUGAUUUUAUGGAGAAAGUUUAUACUCACUGCGCCGCAUUCUCCAUUUUUCAUCUGUGCAGUUUGAAACCCGACCUAUUAGACUGGGGACCAUACUCUCGUUGGCAUACUGCCGAAUUUGAGCGCGUGUGGAACAGCACGUGGAGUGGAUUGUCAGGACAAUGGCGCUACGAGAACGACUUACCGGAUAUAAGCGCACCGGCGUUUAUUUCAAAGCCGUCAUCUGCUACUAAUACGAUUACAAUUGAGUCGCAAAGCCCCCCUACUACACUAGCUUUCUUUGGAGGAGGAAAAGAUAGUCUCGCCAUGUACGAACUACUCUCCAGGACCGGUAUACCAUUCUCCUGCGUAUCGUAUUCCCACUCUGUGUACGGUCGCUCCGUUGUGCAGCACCGAUUGUGCGACAAGGUACUAAAGUUGCUAAAUUCCGAAUCUUGCAAACAUCACCACAAGCUGUGUAUAAUGGAGGAUUUUCUCGAUAGCCCCGUUUUAGAGAGUAUUGGUAAACGAGUGGGUAUAGAGUCGUUCAUGGAGGGUGAAACACCAGCGAGUUUGUUCUCUUCGCUACCCAUCGUGCUUUACUAUCGCUACACAAGCAUAGCCAUCGGGAACGAACGCAGUUCCAACACAGGUAACCUGGUGUGGGAGCACACCGGUGAGGAUAUCAACCACCAGUGGGGAAAGUCGAGGGAAGCGGAAAUCCUCUUCAGUGAGUACAUACAGCGGGCCCUUAUCAGCAAUGCUCCCUACUUUAGCGUGUUGCAGCCACUCUACGACGCAGUAAUCUUCAGCGUGGCUGCGAGCCGCCUCGAAGCUGCGAUCUUUACUCACUCCUGCAAUUUCGUAAAGCCCUGGUGCAAGCGUUGUCCAAAGUGUUGCUAUGUUUGGCUCAUGUUCAUGACUUUCUUCCCGUGCAACGUUGUCGAUGAAAUGUUCCAAGGAGCAAAUCUGCUUGACAUUCCGCAAAACGAGAUACAUUUUGUGCAGAUGCUUGGGCUUGGUUCAAACAAGCCUUUUGAAUGUGUCGGAGAUAUUGACGAGGCGAAACUUGGCUUUGAAUUAUGUCGAAGAAAAGGGCUACAGGGCAAAGCGAUGGACAUAUACAAGGAAAAGCUUCUUCAGGCAAUGGACGAGAAAGCUUUGGCUAAUUUAUUUAGCAAGUACACUACGGUGUAUACUUCCGACCCGAGCAACGCCCCACCUGCAGUAUGGGACCGCCUGUUCCCAAUACUAAAGCAAGCAGCAGUUGAUGCAAGAAAACGAAUUGAAGCUGAACUGAGUCGUAUUUAUUAA
Messenger RNA from Geodia barretti, 1443 nucleotides. Lineage: Eukaryota; Metazoa; Porifera; Demospongiae; Tetractinellida; Geodiidae. The record is from the annotation of a GenBank genome assembly.